UCCGAAGAUAUAUUUUUGGUUAGUUUGAUACACAAGGCCAAAGUUGUCAUUUCAAAGAAACCUUGAGGAACCGGAGAGAAGGAAGGGAGUUUUAUAAUCUACGAGAGAUUUUUACUAGCAGUUCUGGGAAGAUACAAGAGAGCGAACAGUAGACUGUCAGCGUGCGAGAGAGAGAGAGAGAGAGGAGCACAAAGCGUUCUCACAUGAAUAAGAUCAAAUUGCUCUGCCCAUCUUGUCCCAGAGGUGGCCUCAUAGAUCUGCUACUGCUACAGUAAUAACAGAGGGAGAGAGCGAGAGUGAAAUUAAGGGAGGAGAAAGGAGAUCGAGACUAACUGUUUCAGAUCUUCGCUUCUCUGCUUCCUUUGAUCGGAUCAUUUGCCAUCUGGUUUGGUUCGGUUUCUUAUAAGCUUGAUGGAGUCCAGAAGAGUGAGGAGGAGACAUGGUUUCAUGAUGAAGGAGGCUAUAACCUUGUGCUGCGGUUUCAUCUUCCUCUUCUCUCUUUUUGCUGUGCUUUCGAGCUCUUCCUAUCGCCGGAGCGUUCGUCUCGGUGUUAGAAGCUUAAUGGCGACUGACCCCCACUCUCAGGCGUGGGCCUGGAGGGGAGCAAGUCACGCAGUCAAAUUACGCCAUUGUUCUUCUAAAUCCUUGUUGAACGAGUGGCGCAUGUUAGCCGGGUCAGCAAAGAAGUGGUGGCAAAAGAAGACGCGGGCGGCGGGGCGGGGGUGGUGUGCGGUGUGUGUGCGCAGUGUGGGUGUGCGGGGAGGACGCCUGAGGACACCGUCUGCCGCGCACCGUGUGGCGGUGGCCGCGAGGCGGAGGAAGCUCGUCGGCGGACCGGGGUCGUACCCGCCACGGUGUACGGGCAAGUGCGACGACUGCACCCCGUGCAACCCGGUGCACGUGGCUGUGCCGCCCGGCACUCCGGUGACCACCGAGUACUACCCAGAGGCGUGGCGGUGCAAAUGCGGCAACAAACUCUACAUGCCCUGACACCAUCGUCUCCGUGGAGUCCUGAUCAACCCAAGGAACUCCGUGGGACCUUAUAUCUCCCUCCCAUUGUUUUCGUCACUGUUGUAUACUGGGGAGGGAGUACGCAAGACUGAUACUCCUCGGCUGAGGACUGGAGUAGUAGCUAUCAUGGAACGUGGACUGACCGAGUCUUAUCCUCUCGUGCGAAGCUAAACACGAGGAAAAGAUGACGGAGACAUGCAUUUUGAAGUAGAGGAAAAUUGAUAUAUAUAUAUAUAUAUAUAUAUAUAUAUAUAUAUAUAUAUAUAUAUAGUCGACAGAGAAAACAUGAGUGUCUGGUGUGGUUUUGAUUGACGGAAUAUCUAAUAACCACUGCAAUCGACACCGAUUCACCUCUGCAUCUAGUGAUAUGAUAUCCGGCGACGACUUGUUGACUUAUCAAGCGAAGCUUCACCAUUGGCUCACUACUGUCCGAAAAGUAGAACAGCUAAAAUAAGAGAUGUUUGUCUUUGUCAUGCUUCGAUUAGCUAAAUAUUAAACCAGUAGACAACUUGUCUGGUUAGCAA
Musa acuminata AAA Group (dessert banana) is the source of this 1535-nucleotide messenger RNA. Its product is annotated as EPIDERMAL PATTERNING FACTOR-like protein 4. Gene Ontology annotation, biological process: guard cell differentiation; stomatal complex development. NCBI's taxonomy places the organism in Eukaryota, Viridiplantae, Streptophyta, Magnoliopsida, Zingiberales, Musaceae. The coding region runs from base 412 to 990 and encodes 192 amino acids. The transcript has 4 exons. The record is from RefSeq and is a predicted model, not a curated record.